AAAUUGAGUAAUUUAAAGUAUUUGUAAAUAUUUGUUAGAAUUUGAAAUUCAAAAUGUCAUUCUUCGUUUUCUUCAAACAAAUAAAAGAAGCGGAUAAUUUGAAGACUCGAAAGGAGAAAAUGUGGAUCAUUGUUCCUGUUAUGACAUUUCCACACAUUCUUAUUUUUAACUACAUUUUUCAUUUCUUCAUAUGCAUCUAUUAUAAUACAAUGAAUUAUUUCUUUUGUGGAAUUAUCUUUCUGGCAGUCACCGUGGUUUUAACAAUAUUUUCCAAAAAGCAACUCAAUUCUUUAAUUACUUGUUUUUUCUCAGUUCUCGCAUUCCCGUCCUUCUUAGCAUUGGGAAUUUGGAUGAUAACUGAAAAUUACAAUUCAGUGAAAGUAUCAAAACGUCCUGCUCCAACUCUUGCCUCGUGUUUUUUCUUAUCCCUGAUGAACUUAUUUUCGAUUUGGUCAUUUUUGGUAUUGGGUGGAGUUAUUAAACCAUCGGAAAAUAAAGAGAAGAGUCAAAAGAGCACUGUUUCAGUAAAACUGAGUGAAUAAAGUUGAAGAUACAAAUUCCA
Messenger RNA from Caenorhabditis elegans, 562 nucleotides. RefSeq lists its product as uncharacterized. The transcript is spliced from 6 exons. The record is from RefSeq and is marked reviewed. NCBI's taxonomy places the organism in Eukaryota, Metazoa, Nematoda, Chromadorea, Rhabditida, Rhabditidae. The coding region runs from base 54 to 542 and encodes 162 amino acids.